CGAUUCUGGGUCCUUACUUACAUGCGCUAACGUUGUCAAAUGGAUUGCUCUGCACUUUUUUACUCCUGAAAUCUUUGUCCUACCUCUUUCUUUUCCUUUUCCACAGCUAUUCGUGCGUCUGUGCAACCGUCCAAGCAACAAGUCAUUAUUUUAGUGUGUUUACAUAUCCCUCGUUAUGAUUGUGGAUCAUUUAAUCACUAGGACGGGCAUCCGUUCCCUUGGGUUAUUGAUUGGUGCCAUUGUGCCAAUGGCUUUAUCCUAUUUUUGCUACAUGCUUGCCUAUAAAGAAUCUCCCUUCUUCAUCUUGCUUGAUCAUCUUCCACUCAUCAUCCAACUCCUAAACACUGAUGUUUCAACGCUGGGUCACAAUGACACCGGUUUGCUUGAUCUUCUUAGACCAUUUCACCAACAUCUAAUUUCUGAGGCCUCCAUAUCCAAUAUUUCUCCCUCUGCAGCAGCCACGCAUCCUUCCACGACCCCCAUAGCAUCUGCAGUAUCAUCAGCAUUGUCAGCCGCUAAAUUGACCCUCAAGGAUACCGCUGAUGUUGCCGCGGAAUCCAUCGUCCAUGACUUGCCUUCUAAGGUUGCCCACUCACUCCCUUCACCCAUUGUUAACGUCUUCAUAGCUGUCCUAAAAUAUCUCGAUCGCCAUGGUUAUCGAGACCCCAAAAACAUUCCUGGAUUUCAAUAUCUUGUUGCGUUACAGCCCCUUAUGCACUUUUUAAAGCCCGUGCUAAAUUUCCUCUCCUCACAUCGGACAUUGACUGCGAUUGUAACUAUGUUACAUCUUUGGAUGGCAGCAGAGCUAGUGUUUUAUAUUCUGUUUUUGAAAAAACUUAAGCGCUUACAGACUGUAGAUAAUGUCAUUCAGGGAAUUAAAUCCAAGGCCGAGAGAGAAGAGAUCUUUCAACGGUGCUUGGAAACUGUGGAAGAUGGAGAUGGCGCUAAGAAAUGGGUUGAGUGUUGGUUUGACACUAGCCGCAAGAAACCCGCCCGUUUUGAGGACAUUGGGCGACAGAAUAUGGUUUGUUGGUUUGUAUGGGCAUUAUGGGCUACUUCAGUUGAACAGGUCACCAAGGAGGAACUCUUGGAGGCUGAGCAGAUGAUUGAUACUAUUGAGAGAGUCAAGCUGAUAAAAUUUGCAGAUGGAUUCAAUCCUAAUGUUAAGUGUAUUCGUCCCAAUCUCGAUCCUGUCGUUGCCUCGCAUCGCCCCCUGAUCUAUUAUCUGUUAGUUUGGGUGGCCAAUACCCUUGCUAACGUAGCUUUUCGGGCUUUAGGCUUCAAGGGAUAUACUGAACAGGGUUCCAGCCAUUCCUCAAAAUUACCAAAUGGAACCGGUCGAUGCCCACCAGAUCUUGCCUAUUGGUAUAGAUCCCCCUCAAGCCCUCAAAACGAGAUCCCGCUAGUGUUUAUUCAAGGCGUAGGGAUUGGCCUUGCCCAAUAUAUCUAUUUGAUCAUCGCCUUGGCGUGUAUCUCCCGUCCAUUAAUUCUUAUCGAAGUUCCUUAUAUCUCUAAUAAGCUCGUUCAGACGGAUUGCAUGACGCCCGAUGAGACGUAUCUUGCCAUUAAACGAAUACUCAACAGACAUUCCUAUCAGAAAGCAACAUUUAUGGGUCACUCUCUUGGAACUAUGCUCUGCGCCGCUGUCUGCCGCGCAAGCUCUGCAAAUACUAGCGACUCAAUCGUAGCUGGAUUGGUCCUUGUGGAUCCCAUCUGUUUCCUCACGCAUCACUCUAUUGCUCGCAACUUUGCAUACAGGAUCCCUACGACCGCCUGUCAAUUGGUAAUAGACCUUUUUGCGUCUCGCGAAAUCGGUACGUCUUGGUACAUUAUGCGCAGAUUUUGUUGGUAUCAGUGCAUCAUGUUCCCUAUCGCAUGGGCCAAUCGCCAUCAAAAGCCGUUGCCUUUUCAGGGCAAGUUAUCACCAGUGUUACCGGAGAAGACACGCAUAUUUUUAUCUAGAAAAGAUAGCCUCCUAGAUAUGGACAAAGUUGCAGAAUAUCUUCGGACCCAAGUUGGUCUCGUGGAAGGUCGAGAAGAGGGUGAGCUAGUGAUGGUGGAGGAAAUGGAGCACGGAGAAUUUAUGCUACAUCCAAGCUGGAUCUUCAGGAUCGUCAAGGCUGCAAGCGAGUCCUGA
Molecule: messenger RNA, 2137 nt
Organism: Lobosporangium transversale
Lineage: Eukaryota; Fungi; Mortierellomycota; Mortierellomycetes; Mortierellales; Mortierellaceae
Exons: 3
Coding region: 176-2137 (653 amino acids)
Source: RefSeq, a predicted model, not a curated record